This is a messenger RNA of Brassica napus (rape), 1943 nucleotides long. RefSeq names its product 3-phosphoshikimate 1-carboxyvinyltransferase, chloroplastic-like. The transcript has 7 exons. Bases 110 to 1741 code for a protein of 543 amino acids. NCBI's taxonomy places the organism in Eukaryota, Viridiplantae, Streptophyta, Magnoliopsida, Brassicales, Brassicaceae. Gene Ontology annotation, molecular function: 3-phosphoshikimate 1-carboxyvinyltransferase activity. The record is from RefSeq and is a predicted model, not a curated record. Gene Ontology annotation, biological process: chorismate biosynthetic process; aromatic amino acid biosynthetic process.
GAUGGGUGCCUCUCCCCCCCCCACUCACCAAACUCAUGUUCUUUGUAAAGCCGUCACUACAACAACAAAGGAGACGACAGUUCUAUAGAAAAGCUUUCAAAUUCAAUCAAUGGCGCAAUCUAGCAGAAUCUGCCAUGGCGUGCAGAACCCAUGUGUUAUCAUCUCCAAUCUCUCCAAAUCCAACCAAAACAAAUCACCUUUCUCCGUCUCCUUGAAGACGCAUCAGCCUCGAGCUUCUUCGUGGGGAUUGAAGAAGAGUGGAACGAUGCUAAACGGUUCUGUAAUUCGCCCGGUUAAGGUAACAGCUUCUGUUUCCACGUCCGAGAAAGCUUCAGAGAUUGUGCUUCAACCAAUCAGAGAAAUCUCGGGUCUCAUUAAGCUACCCGGAUCCAAAUCUCUCUCCAAUCGGAUCCUCCUUCUUGCCGCUCUAUCUGAGGGAACUACUGUAGUGGACAACUUGUUGAACAGUGAUGACAUCAACUACAUGCUUGAUGCGUUGAAGAAGCUGGGGCUUAACGUGGAACGUGACAGUGUAAACAACCGUGCGGUUGUUGAAGGAUGCGGUGGAAUAUUCCCAGCUUCCUUAGAUUCCAAGAGUGAUAUUGAGUUGUACCUUGGGAAUGCAGGAACAGCCAUGCGUCCACUCACCGCUGCAGUUACAGCUGCAGGUGGCAACGCGAGUUAUGUACUUGAUGGGGUGCCUAGAAUGAGGGAAAGACCUAUAGGAGAUUUGGUUGUUGGUCUUAAGCAGCUUGGUGCUGAUGUUGAGUGUACUCUUGGCACUAACUGUCCUCCUGUUCGUGUCAAUGCUAAUGGUGGCCUUCCCGGUGGAAAGGUGAAGCUUUCUGGAUCGAUCAGUAGUCAGUACUUGACUGCCCUCCUCAUGGCAGCUCCUUUAGCUCUUGGAGACGUGGAGAUUGAGAUCAUUGAUAAACUGAUAUCUGUUCCAUAUGUUGAAAUGACAUUGAAGUUGAUGGAGCGUUUUGGUGUUAGUGCCGAGCAUAGUGAUAGCUGGGAUCGUUUCUUUGUCAAGGGCGGUCAGAAAUACAAGUCGCCUGGUAAUGCUUAUGUAGAAGGUGAUGCUUCUAGUGCUAGCUACUUCUUGGCUGGUGCUGCCAUUACUGGUGAAACUGUUACUGUCGAAGGUUGUGGAACAACUAGCCUCCAGGGAGAUGUGAAAUUCGCAGAGGUUCUUGAGAAAAUGGGAUGUAAAGUGUCAUGGACAGAGAACAGUGUGACUGUGACUGGACCAUCAAGAGAUGCUUUUGGAAUGAGGCACUUGCGUGCUGUUGAUGUCAACAUGAACAAAAUGCCUGAUGUAGCCAUGACUCUAGCCGUUGUUGCUCUCUUUGCCGAUGGUCCAACCACCAUCAGAGAUGUGGCUAGCUGGAGAGUUAAGGAGACAGAGAGGAUGAUUGCCAUUUGCACAGAGCUUAGAAAGGUAAGUUUCCUUUUCUCUCAUGCUCUCUCAUUCGAAGUUAAUCGUUGCAUAACUUUUUGCGGUUUUUUUUUUUGCGUUCAGCUUGGAGCUACAGUGGAAGAAGGUUCAGAUUAUUGUGUGAUAACUCCACCAGCAAAGGUGAAACCGGCGGAGAUUGAUACGUAUGAUGAUCAUAGAAUGGCGAUGGCGUUCUCGCUUGCAGCUUGUGCUGAUGUUCCAGUCACCAUCAAGGAUCCUGGCUGCACCAGGAAGACUUUCCCUGACUACUUCCAAGUCCUUGAAAGUAUCACAAAGCAUUAAAAGACCCUUUCCUCUGAUCCAAAUGUGAGAAUCUGUUGCUUUCUCUUUGUUGCCACUGUAACAUUUAUUAGAAGAACAAAGUGUGUGUGUUAAGAGUGUGUUUGCUUGUAAUGAACUGAGUGAGAUGCAAUCGUUGAAUCAGUUUUGGGCCUUAAUAAAGGGUUUAGGAAGCUGCAGCGAGAUGAUUGUUUUUGAUCGAUCA